This is a messenger RNA of Hemicordylus capensis (graceful crag lizard), 6807 nucleotides long. RefSeq names its product cyclin dependent kinase inhibitor 3 (gene CDKN3). Lineage: Eukaryota; Metazoa; Chordata; Lepidosauria; Squamata; Cordylidae. Gene Ontology annotation, molecular function: protein tyrosine phosphatase activity. The record is from RefSeq and is a predicted model, not a curated record.
GCUUGCAAAGUACAUUUAUAAAGAGUGCCUCUGAGCAUGUACUGCACAGUAAAUUUCCCUCAGUACUGCGUGACCACAAACCACCCUUCAGAGUUUGGCAGGGAUUAUCGAAAUUGGGUCCCCAGAUGUUGAUGGACUACAACUCCCAUCAAUCCCAUCCUUUGACCACUGAGGCAGGGAUUGAUGGGUGCUGUAAUCCUACAUCAUCUGGGAGCCCAAGUUUGAGGAUCCCUGGACUAGGGAUUGGGGAAAUGGGCCUCAAAACCUCUCUUGAGAGUUAUAACAUUCUCAUAUGACUGCUUUUGUGUUCAUAUUUUAAUUAUAUAUUCCUCAUUUUAAAUAAUUGUUAUCUUGCCCUUCAUAGCGUAGUGGUUAGAGUGUUGGACUAGGACCGGGAAGACCCAAGUUUGAAUCUCCAUUCAACCAUGAAACUCACAGGGUGACUCUGGGCCAGUCAUGUAUCUCUCAGCCGCGCCUACCUCACAGGGUUAUUGUGAGGAUAAAAAUAAGCAUGUACAACACUCUGAGCUCCUUGGAAGAAGAGAGGGAUAUAAAUGUAAAUGUUUUUAAACCAUAUAAUUUGCAUAAUAUCAGGGUGGAUUUGAUUUAAAUCAAAUCGAUGUAAAUCACUAGUCACUAAGACUAGAUUUAAAUCAUGGCUUUUUACAUAAAGAUUCAUUCUGAUGUGAACAUGGUUCAUCCCUGGGUCUGCCUCUUAGUCAAUCAAACAGACUCAGUGGGCAUAAUUUAGAGGCUUUAUUGCUACUGCAGUUUAGCAAUAGGUAAUCAAUAGGCUUACGCUCUCAAACCGAUUACAGUUUGGUUACAGGUGCAUCUUACAUUUAUACAAACAAUCUGAAUGAUGCUGAUAUAGUAUACGCGACAAUAAAAUGGUGGUCUAAGUAUCUAGUACACAUGCGAAUGAUUCAUUGUUCAUCUGGUGAUUACUCCUUAUUUGGUUAAAUCCUGUUUUCUUAACUGUCAGCGAAAAACAGUGAGAACCUUGUGAGAACCAAGUUUCAUAGAUACGGUUUAGUGGAGAGAGAUAAUGACAUUGAUCAUGAGAGGCAGUGAUGUCCCUGAGCUGGGCUGGGGUUACUUUAAGUUAGAAUGAGGUAUUCUGGGCAAACAUGGAGUUUCUUUGGUUUUCUAAACACAGCAAUUCUACAUAAUUAAAAACUAAUCCAUAUUUCUUGAUGAAUACCUUUGGACUAUAAUGUAUCUUAAAUAGAAAACUAUCUUUAGAUAGAUUCCCCCCCCCUCAAAAAGCAUUUGAUUUAAAAAGUCUGAUUUAAAUUUUAAAAAUCUGAUUUAUUUAUUUAUUUUUAAUCAUUGAUUUUUAUCCACCCUGCAUAAUAUGCAAACUAGACUGCCCAGAUUUCUUAGCUUGCCUUCUCACUCUGUGUAAAACGCUAGUGAGUGAAUGAGUGUGUAUGUGUGUAUACAUGCAUGUGCGCACACACAAAUAAAUAAAGCACACUAGUUUCCCUUCUAUCCUAUGCAAUAACUGCCUAUACAGCUAAUUAGUUGUUGGGUGUAUAAGCUGUAGCUGUCCUGCAUAUAAUUCAUAAUAAAUGGUGACUGGCAUACUGCACAAUGGUGUGUGUGUGUGUGUGUGUGUGUGUGUGUGUGUGUGUGUGUGUGUGUUGCAAUGCAAUGUUUGUGCAGUUGUGGGAAAGUGUUCUUGCGCAAGCACAAAAAUGGCACAAAUACAAGUUGCGCAUCUUGUAUGGCCACUGGAAAAAAUGAAAAAGCGAACUGUUACAGCCAUUAUCCUAUUAAACCUGCUUUGAAAACCAGUGUUGGGCUGGCUUUCAGAGUAUUUACACCAUGCAGGUGGACAGAGAAGAUGUGAUGAACAUAAGGUUGAUAUGAUACGGGGAGUCGAAGAGUGCAAGCUUUGGCUGUGUUCCUUGGGAUGGGCAGCAUCCAGACUAGUACUUGUGUGAACAGAAGAUCUUCUGCUUGUGCAAGGAGAGGAUUUUCACUGAUCCCCCUUUCCUUUUGCAGCUCCCUACAAAUAUGUCCCUUAACCCUCAAGGGCAUGUUUUCAAUUGGCACAGGAGGAGUUCAAGAAAAGUGCAUGCAUCUAAAAUCACACACACAUUACACAAGCAAAACAUCUAACAUUUGUGCAACCUCUAGUCUGGAUACUGCCUGAUGAGAAUAAGGUUGUUAGAUGUACACAACAUAACACAAACAUGUCCAGUUUUUAAAUAUGAAAUUUGAUUUAUUUUUUAAUUUAACAUAUUUUAUACCGCCCAAAACUUACGUCUCUAGGAGAUUUACAACAAGAUAAAAACAUUAAAACAUUAGUUUAAAACAAAAACAAAUUUAAAACACAAUUAACAUUUUUUAAAACAAUAUUCUAAAACAUUAAAAACAAUCAAAACAGGAUCAGUUAAAAGCCUGGGUGAAUAGAUGUGUCUUUAAAGACUUUUAAAAAUUUUUCAGAGAUGGGGAGUCUCUUAUUUCACUAGGGUGCGCAUUCCAAAGCCUUGGGGCAGCAGCGGAGAAGGCCCUAUAAGGCUAUAAAGGCAUUAAACUAACAGUAAAAUUAAGACAUUAUGAAAUAAUUUGGGCCUGGUUAUUAUUUAAAAUAAACAACUCACUGGGUAACAAUCCUUAUUUUGAUGAAUGGUGGCCAGUGUUCAAUAACAUUUCAUUGUCUAGUUUUGGGUUAAUCAGCUGCUAUGCAAAGGUAUAAUUCAUACAGCUAUUAAAUGCUCAUUAAGCUGCAUAGACAUGUUACUUUGUGUCCCUUAGGUAGUGUGUGCAGAAACUGUGUUCGUGGUGUAAAUAUCUUUUGUGCUCUUAUCUUGAGGCUCACAUGAUGCAGGCAAACGAGUUCGACUCAUCUGAUGAGGAACUCAUGGAGGAAGAACAGAUGCCCUUUCAAGUUUCUUGGUGCAGCCCUGAAGGAGAACUGAAGAGCUAUGGAGUGCAGGAUAUCUGUACCAGAGUGGAACUCUCAAAGUACCGUGUUUUCAGCCUCCUAGGAAUAUCAGACCAUGGGUUCACUGUGCACCAUCACCCAAUUCCUGAUGGAGAUGCACCAGACAUUGCCAUAUGCUGCAUGAUUCUGCAACUACAUGAAGUGAAGAACUGCCUGAAAUAUACUUAGAAAACCUUAAUACAGUGAGUUCCAUUGCACUGAUUGUUUUUAAUCCUCCUUCAUACAUGUGGAUAGUCGAAGCAUGCACAUGCAUGCACGCGCGCACACACACGUGCACGCGCACGCAACAGGAUGCUGCAACCUUUAAUUUUUCUGCUGUCACCACAGUUCCCAGAUUUGCCUCUGCCUAGCUGCUGCCACUCCCCACUACAGCAUCCCAGUAUUGCUGGGAGAAAAUAAAAUAAGUACAGAUAUACCUUAUGGAAUCUUCCUGCAUAAAGAAGAUUCAAUAACAAGGCAGUUUGGGGGGAAAUGGAAGUAAAGUGAUAGUAACAUAGGAAGCUGCAUUAUACUUGGCCAUACCCUUGGUCCAUCUAGCUCAGUAUUGUCUACACAGACUGGCAGUAGCUUCUCCAAGGUUGCAGGCAGGAGUCUCUCUCAGCCCUAAAUUGGAGAUGCUGCCAGGGAGGGAACUUGGAACCUUCUGCAUGCAGGCACACAGGUGCUCUUCCCAGAGCAGCUGCAUCCUCUAAGGGGAAUAUCUUACAGAGUUCACACAGGCAUCUGCCAUUCAAAUGCAAUCCAGGACAGAUCCUUCUUAGCAAAGGGGACAAUUCAUGCUUGCUACCACAAGACUAGAAAGGAUGUGAAGGAAGAUGUCUGCUAUUACAAGAUGUAUUCCUGUUGACUGCUGGUGGGUGCUUCAACUUCAAGUAUAUGCUGAUGGGAUCUGAGCUGUUGGUGACUAACCAGGAGAGGGAUCUUGGGGUUGUGGCAGACAGCUCGUUGAAAGUGUCGACUCAAUGUGCAACAGCAGUGAAAAAGGCCAAUUCCAUGCUAGGGAUCAUUAGGAAAGGGAUUGAAAAUAAAACGGCUAAUAUUAUAAUGCCCUUAUACAAAACUAUGGUGCGACCACACUUGGAGUACUGCGUACAAUUCUGGUCACCACAUCUAAAAAAGGACAUUGUAGAACUGGAAAAGGUGCAGAAGAGGGCAACCAAGAUGAUCAGGGGCCUAGAGCACCUUUCUUAUGAGGCAAGAAUACAACACCUGGGGCUUUUUAGUUUAGAAAAAAGACGACUGCGGGGAGACAUGAUAGAGGUCUAUAAAAUCAUGCAUGGUGUGGAGAAAGAAAUUCUUCUCCCUCUCACAUAACACUAGAACCAGGGGUCAUCCCAUGAAAUUUCCAGGAAAUUUAGGACCAACAAAUGGAAGUACUUUUUCACACUUUUUCACGUGAUCCACUUGUGGAACUCUCUGCCACAGGAUGUGGUGACAGCCAACAACCUGGAUGGCUUUAAGAGGGGUUUGGAUAACCUCAUGGAGGAGAGGUCUAUCAACGGCUACUAGUCGGAGGGCUAUAGGCCACCUUCAGCCUCAAAGGCAGGAUGCCUCUGAGUACCAGUUGCAGGGGAGUAACAGCCAGAGAGAGGGCAUGCACAUACCUCUUGCCUGUGGGCUCCCCAGAGGCAUCUGGUGGGCCACUGUGCAAAACAGGAUGCUGGACUAGAUGGGCCUUGGGCCUGAUCUAGCAGGGCUGUUCUUAUGUUCCUAUGCUUGUUUCCAAAAUUGUUCAUUAUACUUGUAGCUUGACCUUCCUCUACAGAACUCAAGAGCAACAUGCAAGUGAUUUCCAGCAGCCUCCCAGCCAGACACUGGGCAAACCAUUGGCUUAGCUUCAGAAAUUAAGCUAAAUCAUGUGUCUUCUGAUCACAGAGAAGCUACUGUUUUAGAACACGUAUUAUGAGAAAUCUAGAGAGCACCUAUUAUUAAUCGUUCUAGGAUAGGACAUUGCUUUCAAGGUGAAGCUCCUGACACUUGGAUCCCCAUCAGUAUAUUAAGGGUUGCCUACCAAAACCAAUCUGGAAACCCGUGGCUAGAGCAACAUAGAAAUGGCUCUGACUUACAACACUGACUGUGAUUGCAAUUCAGUUGUUUAAAAUAUCUUUCAGCUGCUAUGGAGUACUUUGACAAUCCUAUCUCCGUAAUCCAAAAAAAAAAAAAAAAGAAAAAUUCCUACUGCACAUUUUAGUUUGAUUUCACGACUAUUUCCACCCCCUGCAUGAACCAGUCUGAGCAUGAACUAGUGUCCUCUUGAUACAAAAUUUCCUUCAGCAUUACUCAGGGAUGCAUCCUCACAGAAGGCUCCCUUUCACUGCUGGGUAGAAGGAAUUCUCAGUGUUCUCCUGUUCCCUCCUACAGACUCAUUGUUUUUGUGUUUUGAAGAGCACCAGACCCUCUCCUUUCACAACAAUUUACCGAGAGGCUGAAAACUAUGAGGCUCUGGAACAAGAGAACCAGAGAGUUGUGUGCCUAGCUAAGCUCUGCCUCUCUGGGCCAUUUCACACAGCCACCUUCAGCUAGCACAAAGAAGUGAGCCAAAAUUGACUGCACCAUGUGGUGAAAGAAUGACUUUAUCAACAUGUGUCCAAAUCACAAUUUGAUAUGUCUGUGCACACCUCCCCAAAAUUAGCUUAACGAAGGUUGUGGUUAGCUGCAGUUUGGAGAGUUUGAAACAAUCACACAAUUGAUUUCACCUGGUGGACAACUUGGGGUGACAUCACUAUGUUAAAAAAAGGUUCAAAAUGCUUCACCUUUGGAUGACAAGUAGGCUUGUGAGAAGUCAGGGUUUGACCUGUCAGUUCUAACUUGGGCUGGUUUGUCUGUGAAAGGCAGGAGUGGAAGACAGUUGCUGUCUGGGCUGCAGUGUCCAUGUAUAUAUGCUGUGGCACAUAUUAACGUAAGAACAUAAUAGAUUUUGUUUGCUGGACAUUGUGACCAAAUACUAAUUGGAACUCCUUUGUGCAAACUAAUGAACACAGGACUCCCUUGUGGACAGCACAGUAGUCAAUGCACUCUACCAGCUCUUGGAUCCAAUUUAAUAUUCUACUUUGGUUACAAGUCACAUAAAUGAAGAAAUAGUUAUACUUUUCCGCUUGUCUGAGGUCAUCCUUAACCAUGGGUUGCGCACCGAUCAUGCCUCAAGAAAUAGAUUUUCAAAGCAGAACUCAUAUCUGGUAGUUAGGCUGGAGGUGCCAAAAACCCCAGUUCUGAUCCUGUCUCACCUCAGUGAACAGCGCUUUGAGAGAGCUCCGACUCCUUUUGCAGGCUUGCCUUUCUCCCUCCCUAGCCCUCCCUCUUUCCCUAGCCUUCCCUCGUGCCAGGGUGGGGAGUCAUGUUUCUGCAGUUUGGUUCCUAAACAUUUUUUGAGUUUUCCUAUUUGAUCAAUUGGCUCCAUUACCUUUUAAUUGGUUAAUUUUCUUUUCUACCACUUCCAUGGUAGUGUUUUUUCUGCCGCUCUACCAUGGAGCUUUUUCACACCCACGUCAAAGCUUUCUGGCCACCAACUGGGGGAAGGGGAACCCAUUUUGACUGUCAUUCUCCCUCCCCCACCCAUCCCAGCCAGCAACACCGACAACUGAAUCUGCGGAUACACCUGACCUGGGUGACCCGAUCUUUAAUGCAGCUCCACCACCCUCUGUUGAACAGCCACGCUUGCCUCAAGGGGACGUGAGUACCAUCCCUUUGGGAACCCCCAGACCAUGGAAGCUGGUUAAGGGAAUUUAUUCAAAGGAACUUAAAGCUAUGGCAUCUCCUCCCCCCCACCUCCUCCCCUCAUUCCCGUCCCGGCCCUAGCAGCACCUGUCCUGCAGCAACUGAAAUGACUCUCCAAGCUGGUGUUCCUUUCAUCU